Fusarium coffeatum is the source of this 477-nucleotide messenger RNA. RefSeq lists its product as uncharacterized. Bases 1 to 477 code for a protein of 158 amino acids. The transcript is spliced from 3 exons. The record is from RefSeq and is a predicted model, not a curated record. Gene Ontology annotation, biological process: nuclear-transcribed mRNA catabolic process, deadenylation-dependent decay; transcription initiation at RNA polymerase II promoter; mRNA export from nucleus in response to heat stress. Gene Ontology annotation, cellular component: RNA polymerase II, core complex; P-body. Gene Ontology annotation, molecular function: translation initiation factor binding; nucleotide binding. Lineage: Eukaryota; Fungi; Ascomycota; Sordariomycetes; Hypocreales; Nectriaceae.
AUGGAGGAUCAACAAACACCAGCCAUUCCCCAACCGCCUAAGAAGGUUAGCCACCCUCGAACCUCGCGACCCAAGCCUGCUGCUCCUGGAAACGAAGAGGCUUCUGCAGUCCUCAACCUUGGCGAGUUCCAAGAUGUCGAUACUCUCACGCUAUCCGAAGCUGCCCUGGUUCUCAACGCCCUUCACGCCAAGCGAAAGAACGACCGCCGAAAUGUCAACAACACCGAAAUGUUGAACUCGACUCUUACCUACCUGGAUAACUUUGCGCGAUUCACGCAGAAGGAGAACGUAGAAGCUGUCGAGCGUCUUCUGAGCGCACACAAGAACCUUGCCAAGUUUGAGCGCGCACAGUUGGGGUCCCUAUGCUGCGAAGGAGCCGACGAAGCGAAGACACUCAUCCCAUCACUGGCCGACAAGAUCUCAGACCAGGACCUCCAGGAUCUUCUUGACGAGAUUUCCAAGCUCCAGACCAGGUGA